AUGCAGCCGUCAGAUUGUCGAACGUUCAAGAAUGCCCUUGAAGAUUGCGUGGACGAACAAGGAUUGGUGGUGCCUUCAGUGGAACAACUUGACAGCAUCGUAGCACUGAUGGUGAUGGUGGCAGUGUCAGUUGAACAUGCCUCGUGUGUGCUUUUUAAACUGAAUCCCUGUCGUGAAUUGAACGGUCAGAAGGGAAUGGAGAAGAAGCAGAAGAGACAGGAGUUGGGGAGAGCAGUUCGUGGCAUCCACUGCUAUGGGUCUCAUCUCCGAUGGCACGGUGCAAUUCGGAUGGAUAGUUAG
Molecule: messenger RNA, 300 nt
Organism: Mesocestoides corti
Lineage: Eukaryota; Metazoa; Platyhelminthes; Cestoda; Cyclophyllidea; Mesocestoididae
Source: the annotation of a GenBank genome assembly